CAUAUAGAAACACGUGUUUACGCGUCAGUAUUGCAUCAUUUCGUGUACGAAACACGAUUUUCCCGCUUGAAAUCAAUAACCGUCGUUUAUUUUUGUACGUGUGCGCUUCGAGUUGAGCAGUUUUUUGUGUAAUUUCGGAGUGUUUAGAUAGCAAAAUGAGUGAUAUAAAAAAAAUUUAUUCGCGCCAAAAAGGUACAAAAGAAUUGCAUUCAACGCGGCUUCGAAGCAACGUGUCGAAAAGACGACCGAAGAACAGAUUCGAGGUUGAAGGCGACGCGGAAGGCGUGAGUGCGUCUGCCAAGAAGUUGAAAACGAGUGAAGAUUUGGACGUAAAUUAUGAAUUCGGGUACAGAAUUAUAAAUUUUUUGGCAGUUUUUGCUGUGAUUUCACAACAUGUGAAAUGUAAAAAGUGUAAUUCCGAUAUUACUUUUCGUGAAAGAAAUCCUCGUGGCUUAGGCUUCAAAAUAGUUAUCGCUUGUCCUAAUUGCCCGGAAGUUGUAAUUCCUAGUUGUAAAUAUAUACGAAACGCAUACGAAAUAAAUCGUCGAAUCGUUCUAGCUAUGCGAUUAGUAGGAGUUGGACUAAAUGGAAUUAUUAAGUUUUGUGCUUUCAUGGAAUUACCACGUCCAAUAUUCCAAUCUUUUUACGAUAAAUUAGUGAAUAUGAUUUCAAUCGCAACAUCAACAGUAAGACAUUCCAGUUUAAAAAAAGCAGCACAAAAAGAGAAGAAAAUGACUGAAGAACAUGGACAAUCUGCAGGAAUAACGGUUUCCGGUGAUGGUUCUUGGAGAAAACGCGGAUUUUCUUCGCUUUUUGGAAUCACGUCAUUGAUUGGUUGGUUUUCUGGGCAAAUUGUCGAUGUUGAGGUAAAAUCUAAAUAUUGUAAAAGUUGCGAACAGUGGAAGAAAAAAUUGGACACUUGUGACUAUGACGAAUGGUAUAAAACGCACGCCGAUGUAUGUAAAGCGAACCACGAAGGAUCAUCGGGAAAAAUGGAAGUUGACGCAGUCAUCGAGAUGUUCCAUCGCUCAAAAGAUUUGCACGAUCUCAAAUAUUCAAGCUACAUCGGGGAUGGUGAUAGUAAAACAUUUAAAGGUAUUAUCGACUCUGAACCGUAUGAAGAUUUAGUAGUACAGAAGAAAGAAUGCAUCUCGCAAGUACAGAAAAGAAUGGGAACGCGACUUCGUAAUCUGAAAAAAUCAUCGAAAAACCUCGGAGGAAAAGGAAAAUUAAGUGCCAAAUUAAUAGACGAGCUGACUAUUUAUUAUGGUUUGGCCAUUCGUCGGAACCCAACAUCCUUAGAUGCCAUGAAAAAUGAAAUUUGGGCGACCUUAUUUCAUAAGUUAUCAACUGACGAAAAUCCGCAACACGAGAAGUGCUCGAAAUCUUGGUGCAAUUGGAAGAAGGCGCAAGAAGCAGACACCUUGGACACUUUCCGUCACAAGUCACCGCUUUCCGAGGAAGUUUACGAAGCCAUAAAACCUAUUUAUGAAGAUUUGAGUCGAGACGAGUUACUAAACCGUUGCCUGGGCGGUUACACGCAGAAUAGUAACGAAAGUUUUAAUGCGACAGUGUGGAAUUUGGCUCCUAAAUCGUACUCAAGCGGCAAGACAGUCCUAAAUGUAGCGGCGGAUAUCGCUACAUGCGUCUUUAAUGAUGGAAUGACUAGUAUUAUACACAUUAUGCAGCUUCUGGAAAUGGAAAUUGGCGUCCAAGCAUAUAAUUUUUGCACCGAAUCCGACGCAAAACGAAUCAAGCACGCAGAGGCGCAAUUAUCAGAUGCGGCAAAAAAGACGCGCUCUAGCAUAACAUCUGCGAGGAAAGAAAUGGAGGACGAAUAUUCCAACUUAGAAGGGCAGCUUUACGGUGCUGGGAUUGCAGACUAAUGGUUCAAAUUUCCAACGGCUACACUGCUUGCCGCGGACCCCUUUAUUUUAAAGGCGCAUCGGGAAUAUGGCUGCCAUUCCGCCAUUUUGUAAUAUUUUUUUAUGAAAAAAUGUUUACAAGUACUUCAAUAUAUGCUUAUUAACUUCACGGAAUAUUAAUACUUUAUUUCAUUUCCUUCCAUUAAAAAAAAAAUGUCGAAAAAGUGCAAUUUUUUGGGCCGUUACAGUGGUGU
This is a messenger RNA of Mycetomoellerius zeteki, 2119 nucleotides long. RefSeq lists its product as uncharacterized. Bases 156 to 1886 code for a protein of 576 amino acids. The record is from RefSeq and is a predicted model, not a curated record. Lineage: Eukaryota; Metazoa; Arthropoda; Insecta; Hymenoptera; Formicidae. The transcript is spliced from 2 exons.